This is a messenger RNA of Ruditapes philippinarum (Manila clam), 1367 nucleotides long. RefSeq names its product fasciculation and elongation protein zeta-2-like. The transcript has 8 exons. The record is from RefSeq and is a predicted model, not a curated record. Bases 50 to 1192 code for a protein of 380 amino acids. Gene Ontology annotation, cellular component: cytoplasm; axon. Lineage: Eukaryota; Metazoa; Mollusca; Bivalvia; Venerida; Veneridae.
CUCGGAUGUAUUUAAUUUAUGAAGGUGAAGGUCAUAUGAUGAGAGGAAAAUGGCCGAGCUACAAUUUGAAGCUCCGUUGGCCAGUUUUGAAACUGAAGAAUGGAAUGAUUUUAACGAUUUUCAAACAGCUAUGAAUGCAGAAUGUAAGAAUAAUGAAAAAAAUGUUGAAGACACUAGUGAAAAGACUGAUCCAGCGUCAGAUAAUUUUGGUGUAGGUGAAACAUUCUCCGGCUCUUUGCAAGAUCUUGUCAAAUCUUUGGACGAAAAAAUAACCAACUGUUUUUGUAAUUAUGAUACAAAUGUGGAGAAAAUUGCACCAGUUCAGCUGAGGACUAAAGAUGAUCUUACUACUGAUUGUCCGACAUGGUGGACUAUAACAGGACAGUAUGGAAAUAUUCUACCCAUAGACUGGUCACAAUCUUAUGCAAGAAAACUACAAGAAAAAGCUUUAAAUCUUGGUGAAAGAAAGACACCAGAACCUGUGAACCUUGACCUAUCUGAUGAUGAGGAGUUAGCAAAUGCGAUGGACUAUCACUCAAUGAUCAUCAAUAGUCAUCACCAUACAGAUGAAGAUCAUGUUGUAACAGCUGAUGAAGUCAUUAGUGAGUUAGAGAUGAUGAUGGAGGAUAGUGGUACAGAUCGCAGUGAGUCAGAACCAGAAUUCCCAGAAAUGCCAACAUCUCCCUACACUAAAUUAAAGGAGACUUUAUCACAACUACCAAAGUAUUCAGUUGAAGAACUUAAAGGAAUGUCCAACACGGCCAUUAACGAGUUACUUAGUGAUUACGAACUCACAAUAAAAGAGUUAUCGGAAACCCUAGUCCAGGAAUUGGCGUUACGUGAUGAGUUAGAAUACGAUAAGGAGCUCAAGAAUCAGUUCAUUUCACUACUGCUGAAUAUACAGAAGAAACGGCGAGAGGCAAAAGUGGACAAAAAGCGACGAAAAAGUAAAACUCUAUCACCGAACAGUAACCCUUCUGUUGUUAGUGGUAACAACAAUAACAGUCCUACAGCAGAAUCUGGACCAAGUGUGUUCCUUAGUACAGUAAUACCCUACCAUCCACAGCAGGGUGCAGCCAAUUCAGAACAGCUUCAAAUAUACAUAAAGAUAUUAAGGGCUAUUAAUGAAGACAGUCCAACUGUACCCAGCCUACUUACAGACUACAUCCUUAAAGUAUUAUGUCCUACAUAGAAUGUGUAUGCCAAAGGGGACCAGUCAUCCAAACAAAGUGCAAUAUAGAUAGCUUUAGAGAUUUUCUGUGUAACCAUGGUUAUAUGUUUGAACUUAAAAUAUCCAAUGCAUGCCUCAUUUUUACAUAGAUCUUAAUGUUGGUUGUGUAGUGUGAUACAUUAUUGUUUGAAAUUUU